AUGAGCCCAAGCCAGACAGACUACAACCCGGUCGCGCGCCCCGAGUCGAUUGUCCAAGGGCCACAAUGGCGAUUCACGGUCAUCAGUGAUGGUGUUCUGCGAUACGAGUGGGCGGCAGACGGCGUCUUCGAAGACCGCGCUUCGACGUUGGCUGUCAACCGUAACCUGCCCACCCCCAAGUUCCGCGUCGUCGAGUCCGACAAUAAGCUCGACAUCAUCUCCUCCGCUUUCCAUCUCUCCUACGACAAGAAAAAGUUCAGCACAAAUGGUCUCAGCGCCAGCAUUGUGGGCAAAGUAACCCUGUGGGGUUCUUACUGGCGCUAUGGACAAGACCAGGGAGGCAACCUCGGCGGUACGUCCAGAACCUUGGAUCUUGUUGACGGACGAUGCGACAUGGGCCGUGGCAUUUUGUCGCGUCAGGGUUACUCGGCACUUGAUGACAGCGACUCCAUGCUCUUUGAGAAUGAUGGCUUUGUGAGCCCCCGUCGUGAAGGAGACCGCGUCGACGGCUACCUGUUCUGCUACGGCCCAGACUAUCGCGGUGCGAUGGCUUCCUUCUACGCCAUUUCUGGUCGUCAACCGCUCGUGCCUCGCUACUCCCUGGGCUGCUGGUUUAGUCGAUACUAUGCAUACACCGCAUCGGAAUAUCUCGGACUCAUGGACCGGUUCCAGCAGGAAGAAAUCCCGCUGUCAGUCGCCGUCAUCGACAUGGAUUGGCACUUGGUCCAUGGCGACGAGGUCCCUCAUGCUGGCUGGACCGGCUACACAUGGGACAAGAAGCUAUUUCCCGACCCUGUUGGCUUCGCUGCCGAGCUGCGCAAGAGGGGUCUGCGCAUGACCCUCAACGACCAUCCCCACGAAGGCAUUCAUCACCACGAGGAAAUCUACUGUCAGAUGGCCGCUGUUUUGGGCCACGAUACCUCUGAGAACGCCCCCAUUCUCUUCGACCCCACAGACCCUGACUUCAUGCGCGCAUUCCUCCAAGUGCUUCACCGUAACCUUGAGGACAUGGGUUGUGACUUCUGGUGGAUUGAUUGGCAACAAGGUCCACACUCCAAGGUGCCAGGUCUCGACCCUCUGUGGCUGCUCAACCACUUCAACUAUGUCGAUCACCUAAAGACCACCAAGGAAACUCAGCCGUUGAUUUUCUCACGAUACGCUGGCCCGGGUAGUCACAGAUAUCCCGUGGGCUUCUCCGGCGACACUAUCAUCACCUGGAACUCCCUCCGCUUCCAGCCCGAAUUUACAGCAACUGCCUCCAACAUUGGCUACGGGUGGUGGAGUCAUGAUAUCGGCGGUCAUAUGUUCGGCUAUCGCGAUGACGAGCUGUCUGCGAGAUGGGUUCAGUUGGGAGUCUGGUCCCCGUUGCUCCGCCUUCACUCUUCUGACAGUAGGUGGUCGGGCAAGGAGCCGUGGAAGUAUCGUGGAGAAGCUCGUGAGGCCAUGCGUUCGGCAAUGCAGCUGCGUCAUAGGCUUGUUCCUUAUAUUUAUUCUCACAAUGUGGCCAAUUCGCUCCUCGACCCGCAGCCCCUCGUCCAGCCUAUGUACUGGGACCACCCGAUGGAAGAUGAGGCUUAUCAGCAUUUGAACCAGUACAAGUUCGGCUCUGAGCUGAUUGUAUGCCCUAUCGUGGAUCCCGUUGACCCUAAAACGAAUCUUGCCAAGGUCACAGCUUGGUUGCCUGAGAAACACGGCCGUUUCGUCGACAUCUUUUCUGGCAGAGUUUACAGCUCAGGACGUGUCAUUGAUCUGUACCGAGCCCUCACCACUUACCCUGUCCUGGCUAAAGAAGGAGCUAUUAUCCCCCUCGACCACGCUCGGGUACCCGAGAACGGCUGCAAGAACCCGGAGAGCCUCGAAGUCCUUGUCGUGGUUGGUGCUGAUGGGAAGUUCGACAUUUGGGAGGAUCCUCGAGAUGAUGCCGCUAGUAUUAUGAAGAAAGUGGAAGAUUCUGAAAGCCUUGUUCUUGGGCAUCGUCAAAUGCAUGUUCAGUACGAGCAAGCCGCUGGGCGAGUUACUACCAAGGGCUGGGGUAAGCUGUGGGCAUUUCGCUUCCCUGGUAUAUACGAUAUUCGACCGGAGGACGUUCGCGUCUUCGUCAACAAUGCUCCCUACGAGAGUGCCUCUGUUCGCGUUGAAAGAAACACUGGUGCUGCCGCCUCAUCUCAAGAUGGCUCAUUCAAGAGUGGUCUACUGGUUCAGCUCGCUGACACAUCCCAAUAUGAUGAUGAUAUUAGGAUCGAGCUGGGAUCUGAUCCCCAAAUUAGCGUGGUCUCGCCUCAUGAUGAGAUCGAAGCACUUCUUCUAGACUCGCAAGUCGAGUUCGCUGUCAAGGAUGCGGUAUGGAAGGUUGUUACGUCCAAGCAGAGCAACACGUCCAAGCUAGCACACUUGCAAAGCAUGGCUUUGGACAAGAGUCUGGCUGGGCCCUUGUUCGAGCUUUUGUCUGCCGACACUAGACUAGCAUAA
Fusarium keratoplasticum is the source of this 2469-nucleotide messenger RNA. Its product is annotated as Glycoside hydrolase, family 31. Gene Ontology annotation, biological process: carbohydrate metabolic process. Gene Ontology annotation, molecular function: hydrolase activity, hydrolyzing O-glycosyl compounds. Lineage: Eukaryota; Fungi; Ascomycota; Sordariomycetes; Hypocreales; Nectriaceae. Bases 1 to 2469 code for a protein of 822 amino acids. The transcript has a single exon. The record is from RefSeq and is a predicted model, not a curated record.